AUGAACCCAGCCCCUUCGGGCACGCGACCCGCGGCACCAAUCCCUUCGUGACUCGCUCGACAAUUGUACGGCCCAUCCAGAUUCCUCACCACACCACAAAACCCAAACGCCUCUUCGUCUUCGCAGCUCGUCAGUUCUCGAUCGCUGAGGGUGGAGAGCUGCUUCUUCGCGGGCUCUUGCGUGUGGCGGAUAUGUCGAGCGACGCGUGCGCCACCUCCGGCGAUGGUUCCUCCGCCGCGGCGGGCGGCUUCUCCGGCGGGGCGGGGGAGUUCAUGCUCUUCGGGGUCAGGGUGGUGGUGGAUUCUAUGAGGAAGAGCGUGAGCCUGAACAACCUGUCGCAGUACGAGCAGCCUCAGGACGCGAUCCCCAGCGGCGACGGUAAGGGAAGUGGAGGCAAGGACGACGCGGCCGCCUCUGGCUACGCGUCCGCCGACGACGCCGUCGCCGUGCACGGCUCGAAGGGCGGAGCGGGCCGGGAGCGCAAGCGAGGAGUUCCAUGGACAGAGGACGAACAUAGGCUGUUCCUGCUCGGAUUGCAGAAUGUAGGAAAGGGUGAUUGGAGAGGCAUUUCGAAGAAAUUUGUGAAAACACGAACACCGACACAGGUUGCAAGUCAUGCCCAGAAAUACUUUCUUCGUCGGAGCAACCUCAAUCGCCGUCGCCGCCGGACUAGCCUGUUUGAUAUCACCACUGAUACAGUUACUGCUGGUACACUGAUGGAAGAGCAGGCUCCUCCAGUAGAUGUUGCGUCUGAGUCGUAUCCUUCUCCACCAACACCAGCAGCGCCACUAGAAACCAGUAACAUCUCAGGUUUCUCGAUGAUGCCGGCGCCUGUGGCAUUUACACCUAUUGUUUUGCCAGUGCCAGUAGAGAAUCCGGUUGAAAAUCUGAGCCUUGGAAGGGGCGAACAAUUCGUAAACUCUCCAGCGAAGCUAGUGCGCCCGGUUCCCGUUCUUCCAGCACCUCAUGCUCCAGUUAUCCAUGAUCUCAACUUAUCUCUGAUGCCCCCAAAGGACCAUUCGCACCUGUCACUGAAUCCCGCGUCGCCUUUGGACCAAAGCGAGUCGUCGAGGAGACAUUCGGCUUUCCAGAUGACCCAGAGCUUCAGCAAGGGGGACAACAUGAUUAGCGUCGCAUGAGAGCUUCUGAGCUUCCGGGCCUCCGGGUGGUGUCAUAAAAGGUGUUAUCUAUAAAGCCUUGGGAAAGCUUAGGUUAGAGAAGCUAGGGUCGUCAUUGGUCUUGUACAGACAACGGGGAAGAUGAUCGUGUCUUUUUCGUGUUGUUGACGUUGUUCGGGUCAUUUUGUCUGUCGGUCUAUCUGUAAUCUGGUGAGCUCAAACUGAACUAACAAAACCUCUCCGUUCAUUGCCCGUUUUAUUAAUCGGUGGGGUCUGAUUUC
Messenger RNA from Rhodamnia argentea, 1399 nucleotides. Its product is annotated as transcription factor MYB1R1-like. NCBI's taxonomy places the organism in Eukaryota, Viridiplantae, Streptophyta, Magnoliopsida, Myrtales, Myrtaceae. Gene Ontology annotation, biological process: response to gibberellin; response to auxin; response to ethylene. Bases 192 to 1139 code for a protein of 315 amino acids. Gene Ontology annotation, molecular function: DNA binding. The record is from RefSeq and is a predicted model, not a curated record. The transcript is spliced from 4 exons.